This is a messenger RNA of Poecilia reticulata (guppy), 5252 nucleotides long. The record is from RefSeq and is a predicted model, not a curated record. Lineage: Eukaryota; Metazoa; Chordata; Actinopteri; Cyprinodontiformes; Poeciliidae.
CCAGCUUCCUUGCUCAGUAAAAAAACAUGACUGUCAGGUUAAUUGGUCUAAAUUCUCCUUAGGAAAAUUUAGACCAAUAUAGUUACCCUUCUUUUCAAUAACAGUUAUAAGCACACCUAUAACUUAGGUGUGUGUGUAUGUGCCCUGCAAUGGACUGUGACCUGUCCAGGUUGUACCUUACCUCUUGCCCGAAAUGUUCGCUGGAGAUAGGCACCAGCACACCUCCUGACCCCACUACGGACAAGGGUGUACAGAAGAUGGAUGGAUGGAUGAUUUUUAUGCAGGACAUGCUCCAUCACAUGCAUCACAGUACUCCACUAUGUGUCUGGCCAGUAAAGGCCUUAAAGGUGAAAAAACAAUGAAGUGGCCCCCUUCCUCACCAGCCCUAAACCCCAUUGAGAACUUGUGGGCUCUUAAACAGUUCACAUCUCUGAACAGUGUCUGGGAGGCUGUGGUUGCUGCUGCACAAAAAGUUGAUCGUCAACAGAUCAAGAAACUGGCAGACUCCAUGAGUGGAAGGCUUAUGACUGUUAUUGAAAAGAAGGGUGGCUAUAUUGGUCACUGAUUUCUUUUUUAAAUGUGAGAAAUGUUUGUCAAUUUUGAGUUGUAUAUUUGUUACGGAGCCCCUAAGGGGACAUGGAGGGCAAAAAAAGGAAAGAAAUCCCGACUUAUUAUCUCGAGAUCCCGACAUCAGUACAUAACGACCUAAUCACAGUGAUGGAGGACACCCACCCAUGGGGUAGAUAUAUAGAUUUUUAUUUCGAGCUUGGGCUUGAGUAUAAACACAUUAAAUCAGUGCUUGACAGCAGACAUGGAUUUUGUCUGCUGUCAAUAUUCAAUUGACAUGUCAAUGACAUGUUAGAAGAUGUCAUUGACAGACUGAAUGUGGAUUUCUAUCCAACAAAAUUGAAACUCAGUACUAUGACUGCUGUCGACACAAUUAUUUCCAGCAAGAGUGUUCAUGGUCUACAAGUUCGAGGACUUAACUCAGAGAGUUACAUCCAACUGCCCCAAGCUUACAGCAGAGACUUCAUCCCAGUAGACAAGUCUUAUGUCCCAACAAAAGAAACUGCAUUGAUGUGGCCUCAUCUCAGAAGCUUGGCAGAUAAGUUACCACCCAUUCAAGACUGUGAUGUAGGGCUUCUCAUUGGAUAUGACUGUCCAGCUGCCAUAGCUCCACUAGAAGUCAUAACAGGUGACAAAAACCAACACUUUGCACAAAGAUCAGAACUAGGAUGGAGUAUAAUAGGCUCAUCAAACCCCCACAGACAAGGAAGUCAAAGCUUUGUGCAUGGGCUCACAGUAAAGGAGCUAGCAAUCACAUCGACGACUGACAUUUUAAAGGUCUUAGAAUCGGAUUUCAUGGAGAGAAGCUAUGAAGAUAAAUAUGUGUCUCAAGAUGAUAUUAAUUUUAUAGUUUCUCAGUAACAACAUCACACAAAGAUGACGGGCAUUACGAAAUGCCUCUCCCUUUCAAAGGCAGCAGUCUGCCUAACCUACCAAACAACAAAAGACUAGCCCAAGUUCGCCUGCAGUGUCUUAAGAGGAAAUUAAGGGCCAACAAACAAUACUACGAGCAAUACAAAACAUUCAUGGAAGAAACCAUAAAUAAGGGUGAUGCAGAKCCUGCCCCUUCAACAUCUGAGGGAGAAACAGAGUGGUACCUUCCACAUCAUGGCAUCUACCAUCCCAGGAAGCCAGAUAAGCUGAGUUGUUUUUGACUGUUCAGCCAAAUUCCAUGGUGUUUCGCUUAAUGACACCAUGAUUUAAUCAAUCAUGGGCCUGAUUUAAUCAAUCCUUUGUUAGGAGUGAUAUGUCGCUUCAGGAAAGAGACCAUAGCAAUAAUUUGUGACAUAGAAAGGAUGUUUUACCAAUUUUCUGUCACUCCUGAAUCCAGAAAUUAUCUUAAAUUCCUCUGGUGGAAAGGAGGAAAUUUGGAGAAAGAACCACAGGGGUACAGGAUGGCAGUUCAUCUCUUUGGAGCUGCUUCAUCUCCAGGAUGUGCCAAUUUUGGGCUAAAGCAUCUAGCACAGCAGCACAAGACUAACUAUCCUCAAGCAGCCACAUUUAUUGAGAAAAACUUUUAUGUGGAUGACGGCUUAGUUAGUGUACCAUCAGUAGAGGAAGCCAAGAAACUAAUCAUUGAGUCACAAGAGUUGUGUAAAAAGGGAGGCUUACGGCUUCACAAAUUCAAAUCAAACAAGGAAGCUGCUCUCGCCUGCUUGGGUCCUUCAGACGUAACAACAGCCAUCAAGCCCCAUGGUUUGGAUCCAGCCUCCUCGGAGCGUGCACUUGGCAUUCAAUGGUUGACAAAAAAUGACACCUUCAUUUUUAACAUCGCCUUAAAGGAUCAACCUUCUACCCGUCGCAGCUGCUUGUCAAUCAUUGCUUCACUUUAUGAUCCUCUUGGAUUCAUUGCUCCAUUCACCCUUAGUGGAAAACUUAUUCUUCAAGAGCUUUGUCACAGAGGCAUAGGGUGGGACGAUUCUCUCCCAGAAGAUAUAAAGCCACGGUGGGAGAAAUGGAUAAAUGAUCUGCAGAGACUGAAAGAGAUCUCAAUUCCGAGAUGUUAUCAUCCUGCUGACUUCCACAAUGUUGUCCGAGUAGAGCUGCACCAUUUUUCAGAYGCCAGUUGUGUAGGAUAUKGUGCAUGUUCUUACCUGAGGUACAUAAAUGACAAGGGUGAAGUCCACUGCAGUCUYGUGAUAGCAAAGGCAAGAGUUGCUCCUUCAAAGAUCACAAGUAUCCCAAGAUUAGAACUUGCAGCAGCAGUGGUUUCUACAAAAGUCAGUGUUAUGCUAAGAUGUGAACUUGAUAUGAAGAUUGAUCAAGAAUAUUUCUGGACUGACUCACAAGUUGUACUAGGGUACAUCAAUAAUUAUGCUCGCAGGUUCCACAUAUUUGUUACCAACCGUGUUCAACUGAUUAGAGAUAACAGUAAUCCUAAUCAGUGGCAUUAUGUUGAAACCUCAGAAAAUCCAGCCGAUUAUGCAUCCAGAGGUCUAUGCGCUUCUGAUAUUCAUUCAACAAACUGGUUGCAAGGACCAAAAUUUCUUUGGCAGCAUGAGUUACACUUAACACUCAACACUCCAACAGAAUUGCUUGUCGGUGAUCUUGAAGUAAAGACAAUUCAGGUACUUGUAACUGAAGUCAAAAGCAGUAAUGACAUCCUCGAAUGCCUGAAUCGGUUUUCCUCUUGGACAACACUUCUGAAGGUGAUUGCAAGAAUCAAAAGACUAGGCUCAAAGCAACAAAAUAGCGAACAUGUGACUGUUGAAGAAGUACAAAGAGCAGCUGAAACUGUGAUUAAGAUUGUUCAACAACAAACCUUCCCAAAUGAGAUAAAGAUACUAGAAGGUGAAAAGAAACUUCCAAACACCAGCACCCUUUUUAGACUUGAUCCCAUCUGGUCUGAAGAGCUUCUCCGCGUGGGAGGGAGAUUGAAGCAGUCAUAUUUCUGUUUUAAAGUCAAACACCCAGUAAUGCUACCAAAUAACAGUCAUAUUACUAACCUGAUUGUGUCACACUACCAUGCUCAGACAUGCCAUCAGGGUCGAGGCCAGACACAAAUGGAAUUCAGGACCAAUGGAUUCUGGAUCAUUGGUGGGAGCAAGUUGGUAGCCAAGCUGAUACGCGAUUGUGUGUUUUGCAGAAAACUUAGGCGGCCAACGGAAAAGCAGAGAAUGGCKGACCUUCCURAAGAAYGUGUUGAAUCCUCUGCACCCUUCACAUAUAGUGGCAUGGACUGUUUUGGCCCUUUCAUUGUGAAGAAAGCCCGCAAAGAGUACAAAAGAUAUGGCCUAAUUUUCACAUGUCUCUACUCUAGAGCUGUCCAUAUCGAAAUGCUCGAAGAUUUGCCAUCUGACUCAUUCAUAAAUGCACUGAGAUGCUUUAUUAGUAUUAGAGGAGCUGUAAGACAACUGUACUGUGAUCAAGGCACUAAUUUUGUUGGUGCCAGGAACGAGUUCACACAAGCACUGAAACAAUGUGACACUAAGUUUUUAGAAGUUUUCUUGGCGGAUAAACAGUGUGAAUUUGUUUUCAAUUCCCCCUCUGCCAGUCAUGCAGGUGGUGUAUGGGAAAGGCAAAUAAGAACCAUCAGAAAUGUAUUGAAUGCUACCUUCGCACAGUGCUCAGGCCGACUUGAUGACGCAUCCCUCAGUAUAUUGUUAUAUGAAGCCAUGGCUAUUGUCAAUAGCCGCCCAUUAACAGUGAAUGGAAUCAAUGAUCCUCAAGCAUUGGAGCCCAUAACACCAAAUCAUCUCAUUAUGAUGAAAUCUAAGGUUGCUCUCCCUCCCCCUGGAGUGUUUGUCAAAGAGGACCUAUAUAUGCCACAAAGAGGUGGAGGAGAGUGCAGUAUCUCAUUGAACAAUUCUGGAGUCGCUGGAAAAAGGAAUAUUUGAUGAACAUUUCCAUGAGACAGAAAUGGCACUCAACUCAACGCAAUCUCAAGAAGGAGGACAUUGUCAUUAUCAAAGACGAUAACCUUCCAAGAAAUCAGUGGCAACUAGGAUGAGUGGUUGACACUGUUCAAGGCAGUGAUGGAUGGGUCCGUCGAGCCAAAGUUCAAGUCGGUGAACGAAAGUCAAAUUCUUCUAAACCUUCAAUUAUUGAGAGGCCAAUUCAGAAUUUAGUUCUUUUGGAAAAUUAAUGAGAAAAGAUGAACAACUUUUGUACAGAUUAUUUAUUUCAUGGUAAUUUUAUGCAAACAUAUUUAGUCUACAUUAUUUAGUAGAGUUAAAAAAAUCCUGUUCAAUUCAUUUACUGUUUAUGUAUUACUUUUUUCAUUCAUUGUAACAGGAUUUGGUGGGAGUGUAAAUAACAGCUUAAUUGGAAAAUUCCCCUUGUUCAUUGGGCCAACAGUGACUCCUAGUGGUUAAUUUAUGCAUUAAUUUUAAAGAACGGUAGAUUUUUUUCUUUGUUUUUUCUGUGGUUACCUAGCAACACCCUGCGAGAUGAGACAACGGUACAUUAUAAAGAAACCCGGAGAAAAUCUUUAAAAUAGUGCCCUCAGAAAGCAGAAUGAGGUAUAGAUAUAUGUAAUUGUGAUUUGUAAUAAGAAAUGUUAUAGCUUUAUUUAAGAAACAGUCGCGGUUUAUAAACGAAACUGUAUAUUGACGAGUUAAAGGACAUAACGUAUUCUUUUUUGUGCAUAACUGAAUAUUGAUAUGUUGGUUUUAUACAACGGUUCUGUAUUCUUUUGUUUUAUACUACAGUUUUCACUGUGUCAAUGGAAAGAAAGGUUGAGAUUA